CCGCCUCACACGCUGACCAGGGGGUUCUUGCUUCAACAGUGCUUGAACGGAACUCCAGAUCUUCACCCCGCUCCUUUGUUUCAUCCGGGAAGAUUUUUUUUUUCUCCCCCGCUUAAACACUACAACUUAAAUCCGCUUCAAACUCUAUAUUUUUUUUUACACCGUUUCGUUUUUGAUAAGAAAACCAAGCAAAACCAGCCGAAAUGGAGUCCCAGGUGCGUCAGAACUACCACCGCGACUGCGAGGCCGCCAUCAACCGGAUGGUCAACAUGGAGCUGUAUGCGUCCUACACCUACACCUCCAUGGCCUUCUAUUUCUCCCGGGAUGAUGUGGCCCUGCCCGGUUUUGCCCAUUUCUUCAAGGAGAACAGCCAUGAGGAGAAGGAGCAUGCAGAGAAGCUGCUGUCCUUCCAAAACAACAGAGGAGGACGCAUCUUCCUCCAGGACAUCAAGAAACCGGAGCGUGAUGAGUGGGGUAGUGGACUGGAGGCCAUGCAGUGUGCCCUGCAGCUGGAGAAGAACGUCAACCAGGCCCUGCUUGAUCUGCACAAAUUGGCCUCUGAGCAUGUUGACCCCCAUCUGUGUGACUUCCUGGAGACCCACUACCUGAAUGAGCAGGUGGAGGCCAUCAAGAAGCUGGGCGACUACAUCAGCAACCUCUCCCGCAUGGAUGCCCACACCAACAAGAUGGCAGAGUACCUGUUUGACAAGCAUACCAUGGGGGGCAAGAGCUAAAUUCAAGGCCCAUUACCAAGCACUGGGCUGGGGGAGAAGGCUUUAAUUGACCCCCCCUGAUCUUGACAUCAGUUUAUAUAACCCAAGCCCACCUGUGCAUUCAGCCAAUAAAGGGUCCAUUUGUAAUGUGAUCUGCUUCAAGUUUAAGUUGGCAAUUUACUUUACUGUUCUGUCACUGUUGUUGAACCUUGGAAGUUGGCCAUUUGACCAGGUCAUGGCGUUUUGUGUCUUCAGCCAUCCAAGCCUCUUUCUUCUAACACUUAAACUUAAUGGGUUGAAAUGAAACGUUCAGAUUUCAAUAAACAUUUUGAGCUGGA
This is a messenger RNA of Lampris incognitus (smalleye Pacific opah), 1051 nucleotides long. RefSeq names its product ferritin, middle subunit. The transcript has 4 exons. Gene Ontology annotation, cellular component: cytoplasm. Gene Ontology annotation, biological process: intracellular iron ion homeostasis; iron ion transport. NCBI's taxonomy places the organism in Eukaryota, Metazoa, Chordata, Actinopteri, Lampriformes, Lampridae. Bases 204 to 734 code for a protein of 176 amino acids. The record is from RefSeq and is a predicted model, not a curated record. Gene Ontology annotation, molecular function: ferrous iron binding; ferric iron binding.